CUUGCCUCCCUAGCCGCAGAGUCGGGGUCUAGACGCGUUCGCUCACAGCGGCGAUCGCGAUGGAGGCGUCACGCUGCCGACUGGACCCCUGCGAGGACAGUGCCUUUGAAGAUGAGACCUUGAAGCUUCGACAGCUGAAACUAGACAAUCAGCGAGCACUGCUAGAGAAGAAGCAGAGAAAAAAGCGCCUGGAGCCACUCAUGGUACAGCCAAAUCCGGAAGCCAGGCUGCGUCGAUCAAAGCCAAGAGGUAGUGAGGAGCAAACUCCUUUGGUGGAACCUCAUGCCCCACACAGCAAUGUCAUCCUACAUGGUGUGUGUUUAGGCAACAUUUCCUCCUUUGCAGGCAUUGAUGGUCCAGCUGCCUUCCCGAGGCCAGAUGCUCAAGAUUUGGAAACAAAACUUCACGUUCUCUCGGUAGGCCCUUCUGCUGCAGAAGAGAGUACUGAGAGCAGUGCUGGUGGGGAAAGCACUUUGGAUACUGCCUCCAAGCCAGAUCUUCAGGAGAUUCUCCAGAAACAUGGUAUCUCAGGUAGUUUGAACUUUGAUGAGGAGGAAACUGAUGGGGAGGAAGAAGAAGGAAAACAAUUAAGAUCUCAUUCACUACAUUCGGAGGCAGAGAGACCCAAUUCUGCAUCCAGUCAGAAGUCCACCACAGACCCAGGAGCGUCCCGUACUGCAGCCCAACAAGCUGAUAACCAGCUGGGAGAAGUGGAGAAUUUAGAGGACUUUGCAUAUAGUCCUGCCCCUCGCGGUAUCACAGUCAGGUGUCGCAUUACCAGGGAUAAGAAAGGAAUGGAUCGGGGUCUGUUCCCCACUUAUUACAUGCACUUGGAAAAGGAUGAAAAUCGGAAGGUAUUUCUUCUUGCAGGUAGAAAGCGGAAAAAAAGCAAAACAUCGAACUACCUUAUCUCCACUGAUCCAACAGAUUUAUCUCGUGAAGGGGAGAGUUACAUUGGCAAACUCAGAUCUAAUCUCAUGGGGACCAAGUUUACAGUCUACGACCAUGGCGUCAGCCCAGCCAAGGCCCAGGGUCUGGUAGAAAAGGCCUACACCCGGCAGGAGCUGGCGGCCGUCUGCUACGAAACAAAUGUACUUGGAUUUAAAGGUCCUAGGAAAAUGUCUGUGAUCAUUCCAGGGAUGAAUAUGAAUCAUCAACGGAUCCCAUUUCAGCCACGCAAUGACCAUGAGAGCUUGCUUUCAAAAUGGCAAAACAAAACCAUGGAGAACUUGAUUGAACUGCACAACAAGGCCCCUGUCUGGAAUGAUGACACUCAGUCCUAUGUCCUGAACUUCCAUGGCCGGGUCACCCAGGCAUCUGUGAAAAAUUUUCAGAUAGUCCACGAAAAUGACCCUGAAUAUAUAGUCAUGCAGUUCGGACGUGUGGCAGAUGAUGUGUUCACACUGGACUACAACUACCCACUGUGUGCACUCCAAGCCUUUGCCAUCGGGCUUUCUAGCUUUGACAGCAAGUUGGCAUGUGAAUGAGACAAGCAAGCCCCGGGCUCCUCACUGCAGGGCUUGCAGGGCAGAGAUGCUUCCCUUGCUCCUGUCCCGGGACAUGAAGAGCAACAGCCUGCCCCUUUGGGAGUGAUCCCUGAGGGUCUGUCUGUAUAUGUGUAUCUACACGUGUGUAUGUGUGCACACAUAUGUAUAUGUGCAUGUAUAUAUACAUAUGUGUGUAUAUGUGUACACACAUACACACCCCACUUCUCUGGGGCUCACAGACCUGGUCAGGAAUCACAGAUUAUCAUGGGUGAGAGACUGUUCAGAGGGCAGAGAGGUUCUUGUCCAGAGCACAUCGGUGACUCCUGCGGUUUUUGCCUUGCAGAUUCAGUGCCUUGGGUCAGAUUUCCUAUGCCUGGAACCGUGCAGCUAGAAUCAGGUUCUAAUGAUUAAAGACUUGGGUCUCUUUUCUUGAAGACCUUUUCAGAGAGGGACAGUUCCCUAAAUGGCCUUUAGUCUCUAGGUCUGUGAACUUCCCCUUUAAAUGGCCAAAUAGUCUCUCUCACAACUGCUCUGUUGUGCAAAGGCAGUCAUGGCCAAUUCAUGGAAGAAUGCACAUGUCUGUGUUCCAGUGAGAUUUUAUUUACAAAAACAGGCAGCUGGCCAGCUCUGCCUGGGGCCAUAGUGUUCCGACCCCUGCUUCAGCUGCGUCUCUGUAAUCUCUAGGCUUGGGCAUCUUCCAAACUGGGCCUAUGGUCAGGAGACUGGAUGAGAGGGAAGCCGCUGUCUCUAGGAAGCAGCAGCCCUACGGGGUGGGUCCAGAGAGGUCCUGGGCUACAUCCACAUACCUUACCCUGUUUUGAUGAUGGUUUCUGGGGCAUCAUUUACCAUCAGAACUGAGAAAACUCAGAGCCAGUGAGCAUUUUGAGUCCACACAGGUGGUUAAUUCUGCUGCCCUGCCCAGCCUGCCCAGGGGAGGAGGCGGUGUCAGCCACUUGACCCAGCCUCAGAGAAGAGCCCAUACCCACUAGGAAAUGAAUCGAGAAUUGUGUUGUCUUUAUCAGAGGGGGGGUGGCAUUUGUCUCUUAGCACCAGCUUGUCUCCACGGGGGGCUUGGAAAGUCCUGACUGUCACUGCCCCUCUUCCCUUCCCUCCCGUGGAGCAGGUUGGCUGGCUUCACUGAAGACUCUAUGGCCAAAUUAACGAUCAGUGAUGUGAGAAUUUAUAUAAUUGUCUAAAUUCAGUGUAGGCUGAAAGCAUAAACCCUGGAGGUGACUUAGUCUAGUUAAGACUGGGAGUUGACAGUUGCCUUCAUUUUCAACCCGAGUGCCUCCCACAGUUACACUACUGUGGAGCCAUGGGGAGGGACCCACACAUCUGUAGACCACGUAUGAGGUGAGAGAACAUACGUCGAAGCCUGUUGUUGUUUUCAGGAGAGGUGGUGGGAGAGGCUGUGGGGAAGACAGCCGGCUGACUUUGGGCUCUGCAGACCUUGUUGGGCAGAGCUUCAGGCCUUUCUUCUGAACAUAAAUAUCAGUUCCCCACAGCCUCGUUCACUGGUACAGAUCGUGCCCUGUUGCUUUUCUUCACAGAUCGUAAGAUUUUUGCCAAGUGUUUGAGAUAAUUAGCACCUCCCGACAAGUCAUAUGACUCUGCUUGUUACCAGCUCACCAGCCUCAGAGUGCAGCUGAAUCUUGACAGUCCAGGAACUUAGUGAGUUCUCUGUUCGUGUUGUUAUCCCGAGCCUUGUUUGCCGAGCCAUUUGGCAGCAUGGAGCCAGGAGUCCACGGUGGCCCUUCCUCUGCAUUUCCCCUCCGUGCACAUCCUCUGUGUCCCUGCCUCCAGUCCCUUGCUGCUCAUCAAACAGCAAUGUGAAGGAAAGAGACCCAGGAGGUGAGAAGACUUCACUCCUCCCCUUGGCAAGUCCCAUCUGUGUUGUUCAUCAGGCAAGCUGCCCAUCAAGUGCCUCGUUCCUAGAAGUGCCCCAGAACCCUCCAGGCCUUGGCACCUGUCCUCAUGUAAGGACGGCUCCACCCUGGCUGACAACAGAAAGCCGUCCACUCCUCUGCAGCCGGGCUGUGUGACAACACCUGGGGAUGGGAAGCCUGGUGGGAGGCCUGGCCCACCCUGCUUCCUGCUCACUGUGGCUCAAAGACAUACAUAUACCCCAGCUUCAUGUACUUUUUCUGCUUGAGUAUGCAGAUGAUUGGUUUUACAUAAAUCAUAUUUAUACCUUUUGUAUACUACAGAAAUAAAAGAUAAUUUAUGUAAAAAU
Molecule: messenger RNA, 3720 nt
Organism: Manis javanica (Malayan pangolin)
Lineage: Eukaryota; Metazoa; Chordata; Mammalia; Pholidota; Manidae
Source: RefSeq, a predicted model, not a curated record